UGGGGGUCCCUGGAGGUCUCUGGGGGUUCCUGGGGGUUCCUGGGGGUCCCUGGGGGUCCCUGGAGGUUCCUGGGGGUUCCUGGGGGUUCCCAGAGCCACCACCCAUGAGUGUCCCCAAGGCCUGGGUGUCCCCAAACCAGGGUGUCCCUGACCUCUGGGUGUCCCCAAACCUGGGUGUCCCCAAACCUGUGUUGUCCCCAAAGGCUGGGUGUCCCCAAACCUGGGUGUCCCCAAACCCGGGUGUCCCCAAACCUGAGUGUCCCCAAACCUGUGUGUCCCCAGACCGGGGUGUCCCCAAACCUGGGUGUCCCCAGACCGGGGUGUACCCAAACCUGGGUGUCCCCAAACCUGAGUGUCCCCAAACCUGGGUGUCCCCAGCCCCUCACCCAGGGUGGGGGUCCCUGUCAGGAGCCCCUCAGCUGCCCCCCAGGGAAGGACCCCGCUCUCACAGAGCCACCCCCAGCCCCACAGCACAUCUGGGACACCCCCGGAGCCUUCAAAGCCGCGCCUGGGGAGAGACGAAAGGCCCGGCUCAACUCCUGGCCGGAGAUGAAAGGAAAAUUCUCCCUCGGCGGCUGGAACGAGUUCCCGGAGCUGAGGAGCUGCAUUUCCUGAGCCGCCUUUCCAGAGGGACACAGAGCAGAUUCCCGGGGCUCCGCGCUCCCCGAGGAUGCUCCGUGGGCUGGGAGGGGAUGAGGAUGAGGAUGAGGAGCAGUGGGAUGGGGAAGGAAAAGCUCCUUGAGGAUGAGCCCGGGGCGGGGGAGCGGCUGCCGGGCGGAUGCGAGCGACACAUUUUCCUCAUUUUGUCCCAGGAAAUUCUAUUCCGAUUAAAAGGCGUUUGAUCUCCACGGAGCGGGCGGGGGGGGGUUGGGUUUCUCUCCAAUUGUUGGGUUUUAUGUGGGUCAGGAAUCGGCUCAAAGCUCCCGAGGAUUUUUGGGGCUGCAGAAUGUGGAGUUGGGAUUUUUGGGGUUUAUGAAAAGGUGGAGGAGGAAGGGAUGGAGCCAAGAGCAGCCCGGGGCUCCUCCUCUCCCGGUUUUCCAAAGGGUUGAUCCCUCUCCAUCAGGGAAGGGGAAUCCUCCAGCUCCUCAUCUCCUCCAGCACCAGGAAUAAAAGGGUUUUUCCAGGACCACGGGGGUCUCGUGGAAUUUGGGAUCUCCCGAGGGCUGGAGGGGAUGAAUUUGGUCGGGAUUUAUUGGCCUAAAAAAGGGGUAAAAACCACUCAAAAGUGAGGCAGAGGCACCACGAGGGACAGGCAGGAGGAGGGUGGGGGGCUGCUCCUUCCCCCUGGUUGUUAUUCCAGCCUUUCCAGCCCCUUCCCCACGUCCUUCUCUCCCAUUCCCAGCUGAGGAGGAAGGGAAGCAAUGGGAAUUUGGUGGGAAGGAGCAGAGGAAGGGUGGGGACCCCCCAGUGACCCCUCAGCCGAGCUGUGCUUGGCCCCUUCGGGCUCUCCACAAACCCCAUCCCGAAGGCUCUUCCCAGAUAUCCCAGCCUGGGGAUUUUCAGCCUCCUCGUUAAGCACUGGGCCCAUAUUGAAAUGUUUUAUUCCCUUGGUUGCUCUCCAAGCUGAGAAUUGUCCUAAAAAUAACCAUUCCCAGUUCUGUGUGUGAUGUUCUCCCCCCUCUCCCAGCCCCUGGCUCCGUCCCAGCUCCCCCAGCUCCGGUGAGUUCAUCCCGACACCAGAACUGCUCCUUUGGAGAUCUUUAAAUCCCAGAGCUGAUUCUCACCCAAAGCCUGGCUGGAGCACGAGGAUUCCCUCGGGAAUGGCAGCAGGACUGGGCUCGUGUCCGUGUGUCCGGCGCCCUCCCAGCUGGACACGGCCCCUGGGAGCCAGGCCACCCCAAGCUCUUCCUCGAGGACUCUUCCUCACCCCUCUCCCUCCCUUCCAGACCCUCAGGACGCCGAGAGUGAGGUGGGAUUUGGGGAAUUUUCUGGUUUUUCCCAGCCAGGGAACAAAGGGAAAAUCCAGGCUGAGCCAGCAGCGUGUCCAGGGAGCAGGGACACCACGUGUGGUGACAUCCCCGUGUCCUGGAAGGGACACACUCCUUGUUCCUGGCUGUGGCACUUCCCUAGACCCCAUUCCCAGGAGAAGAAUUCCAUGGGGAACUGGGAUCUGUGUCCCUGUUGGGGACAUCCAGCCAGGAUUUGUGUCCCUGUAAGGGACAUCCAGCCAGGAUCUGUGUCCCUGUUGGGGACAUCCAGCCAGGAUCUGUGUCCCUGUUGGGGACAUCCAGCCAGGAUCUCUGUCCCUGUUGGGGACAUCCAGCUGGGAUCUGUGUCCCUGUUGGGGACAUCCAGCUGGGAUCUGUGUCCCUGUUGGGGACAUCCAGCUGGGAUCUGUGUCCCUGCUGGGGACAUCCAGCUGGGAUCUGUGUCCCUGUUGGGGACAUCCAGCCAGGAUCUGUGUCCCUGUUGGGGACAUCCAGCCAGGAUCUGUGUCCCUGUUGGGGACAUCCAGCCAGGAUCUGUGUCCCUGUUGGGGACAUCCAGCUGGGAUCUGUGUCCCUGUUGGGGACAUCCAGCCAGGAUCUGUGUCCCUGUUGGGGACAUCCAGCCAGGAUUUGUGUCCCUGUUGGGGACAUCCAGCCAGGAUCUGUGUCCCUGUUGGGGACAUCCAGCUGGGAUCUGUGUCCCUGUUGGGGACAUCCAGCCAGGAUCUGUGUCCCUGUUGGGGACAUCCAGCCAGGAUUUGUGUCCCUGUUGGGGACAUCCAGCCGCGAUCUGUGUCCCUGUUGGGGACAUCCAGCCAGGAUCUGUGUCCCUGUUGGGGACAUCCAGCCAGGAUCUGUGUCCCUACUGGGGACAUCCAGCCAAGAUCUGUGUCCCUGUUGGGGACAUCCAGCCAGGAUCUGUGUCCCUGUUGGGGACAUCCAGCUGGGAUCUGUGUCCCUACUGGGGACAUCCAGCCAAGAUCUGUGUCCCUGUUGGGGACAUCCAGCCAGGAUCUGUGUCCCUGUUGGGGACAUCCAGCCGGGAUCUGUGUCCCUGUAAGGGACAUCCAGCCAGGAUUUGUGUCCCUGCACACGAGGACAGUGUCCCCAGCACCUCCUUCCCCCCACCCAAAGCCACCUGGAGGGGUCCCCAGCCCCACCAGGCUCAUCCGGAGCCUUUGAGGCGCCGCUUCCGCCCUCGCCACAUCUUGAGAGCAGAUUGGGAAAAUGUGAAAAAUCUGUGGUUUUCCUUCGUGUGCUUUGAAUCCCUCCAAGGGCAGGAAAAGUGGGAUGGGGCCACUGCUGGACCCUCAGGAAGUGCUGAGACCCCCCCUCAGUGGGUCCCAGAGCCACGGGGGCCCUCCAGGAGCCUAAAUAACCCCCAAAACCCAGCAGAGGCUCCCCAGUUCCUGAAGAUUCCCCAGGCUGCCCAGCAGCAGGGAGUAAGGAAUGCUGCGAAGGGAAAAACGGGUGAUUCCAUGAAAAACGGGGCUGGGAAAAGCUGGUGAAGCCAGAAAUUAGGACAGGGUGGCUGGGACUUUGUGGGAGAUGUGGGGGGUCAGGGUGAGGGGAUGGAUUGGAGUGUCCUGGGAAGUCUUUGGAGCCACCAGGACCUCUGUCCUGUCCUGUUCCCACCAGGAAUUCCAGCUGGGAUCUUUCCCUUGGAGCGAGACCUCACCCCAGGGCUUUGUAGGGACUCGGCUCGUCCCUGUAGGGCCACGCUGAGUUCCUCGGUGAUCCCUGUUUUGGGGGAUGUCCCUGUUUUGGGGGAUGUCCCCGGUUUUGGGGUGUUCCAGGUGGCUUUGGGGUCCCGCUCGCGUCCCCCCCCCAGCCCGGGCUGUGCCAGCGCCGCCCUCUGGUGGCUCCUGCUGGCCCUGCAGCCGGCGCUGUCCCCAAAGUGUCCCCAAAGUGUCCCCAAAGUGUCCCCAAAGUGUCCCCACCCCACGGUCAGGGAUUGGGAUGGGGCUGGGAAUGGGAAUUUCGCUCAGGGCUGACUCCAAAGCCCCCCUGAAGCCCCUCUGCCCCUCGCUUGCUUCCAGGGAAAAAACCACCACUUCCCCAGAAAUCCCUUUGGGCUGAAAUCCCCGAAUCCCAAGGGAUUUGUGAGGGGGGAAAAGCCACCUCAGACUCCCGGUGGAUGAGGAAGGGAGGAGUUAAACGAUCCCACUCACCCCAAAAGCUCCCCAGGGAAUUGCAGAGCAGCCAGGCUGGUGAGGGAGGGCUGUAUUUGUGGUGGCACAGGGUGACAGCGAGGGUGGCACCCACCCCGGCACCCCCCAGCUGCAAACCAGGGCGAAUCCACGUAAAAACAGAGGGAAUAUUUACACACAGGAUCCUUUAAAAAAGCUGGGAUGUGCGGUGGGAAUUCCAGGUUUAGGGACUCCAGCAGGUCACAGCCUCACCCCAAAGGUGCUCCUCAAUCCCUGGGGUCACCUGAGCCACCCCCAUCCCCUCCCCUCUCCUCCUGCUUCCACAAAAACAUUUUUUUUCCCCAAUUUUUUCCUCUCCCUGAGGUUCAGGCAGGUCAGGCUUUGGCUCUGAAUCCCUUUCCCCCACACACCUUUUCCCCACACACCCGCUGCUGCAACUUCAAAGCGUUAAAUACGGCAUUUAUGGUUAAACACGGGAUCCCAAUCCUUUUAAAAACCAGCCCGGGGGAGCAGCAUUCCCAACCCCGGGAGCUUUGGGAUGAGCUGUGCUCCUCCGCUCCCAGAUAAACCCCAAAUCCCUGGAGAGACCUGGCUGGGAGCUCCUGGGAGGCUCAUCCCAGGGGACAAAGGAGCAGAGAGGGCGACACGUGGAGCAGCACAGCGACAAAAACGGCGA
Molecule: messenger RNA, 4754 nt
Organism: Poecile atricapillus (Black-capped chickadee)
Lineage: Eukaryota; Metazoa; Chordata; Aves; Passeriformes; Paridae
Exons: 2
Coding region: 2096-3436 (446 amino acids)
Source: RefSeq, a predicted model, not a curated record